This is a messenger RNA of Linum trigynum, 5566 nucleotides long. The record is from the annotation of a GenBank genome assembly. Lineage: Eukaryota; Viridiplantae; Streptophyta; Magnoliopsida; Malpighiales; Linaceae.
CUUAUCAUCCGUGGAGAAUAGGAUCAAUAGACUUCAUUAUCGGUGGAUAAUAGCCUCGGCCUGAUUCCGUGAUCUGUAGCCUCCAGAAUCGAAAGAAAAUGGCAUUUCGGAUAAAUCGCCCAAAAUCUGUGAUGGUACCCCUUUGGAAUAUGCCAAAAAUUGACCCUGAAUAUAUCCACCCAAAUCGGUGCUUAAUGGACUCAAUCAUCGUUGGAGAAUAGUCUCAGGCCGAAUCCGUGAUCUGUAGCCUUCAAUAUCCAAAGAAAUGGGCUUUCGUCGCCCAAGGAAUUACGAAAAUGCCAUCCGAAAAUACAUUGGCCCAAAUCGAUGCUUAACGGACUUAUCAUCCGUGGAGAAUAGGAUCAAUAGACUUCAUUAUCAUUGGAGAAUAGCCUCGGCCUGAUUCCGUGAUCUGUAGCCUCCAGAAUCGAAAGAAAAUGGCAUUUCGGAUAAAUUGCCCGAAAUCUGAGAUGGUAGCCUUUUGGAAUCUGCCAAAAAUUGACCCGGAAAACAUCCGCCCAAAUCGGUGCUUAAUGGACUCAAUCAUCGUUGCAGAAUAGCCUCAGGCCGAAUCCGUGAUCUGUAGCCUUUCAAUAUCCAAAGAAAAUGGCCUUUCGUCGACCAAGAAAUUACGAAAAUGCCAUCCGAAAAUAAAUUGGCCCAAAUCGAUGCUUAACGGACUUAUCAUCCGUGGAGAAUAGGAUCAAUAGACUUCAUUAUCGGUGGAGAAUACCCUCGGCCUGAUUCCGUGAUAUGUUGCCUCCCCAGAAUCGAAAGAAAAUGGCAUUUUGGAUAAAUCGCCCGAAAUCUGUGAAGGUUCCCCUUUGGAAUCUUCCAAAAAUUGACCGGAAUAAAUCUGCCCAAAUCGGUGCGUAAUAGACUCAAUCAUCGUUGGAGAAAUGCCCCAGGCCGAAUCCGUGAUCUGUAGCCUUCAAUAUCCAAUGAAAAUGGCAUUUCGUCGCCUAAGAAAUUACGGAAAUGCCAUCCGAAAAUAAAUUGGCCCAAAUCGAUGCUUAACGGACUUAUCAUCCGUGGAGAAUAGGAUCAACAGACUUCAUUAACGGUGAAGAAUAGCCUCGGCCUGAUUACGUGAUCUGUGGCCUCCAGAAUCGAAAGAAAAUGGCAUUUCGGAUAAAUCACCAGAAAUCUGUGAUGAUACCCCUUUGGAAUCUGCCAAAAAUUGACCCCGAAUAAAUCCGCCCAAAUCGGUGCUUAAUGGACUCAAUCAUUGUUGGAGAAUAGCCUCAGGCCGAAUCUGUGAUCUGUAGCCUUCAAUAUCCAAAGAAAAUGGGCUUUCGUCGCCCAAGAAAUUACGAAAAUGCCAUCCGAAAAUAAAUUGGCACAAAUCGAUGCUUAACGGACUUAUCAUCCGUGGAGAAUAGGAUCAAUAGACUUCAUUAUCGGUGGAUAAUAGCCUCGGCCUGAUUCCGUGAUCUGUAGCCUCCAGAAUCGAAAGAAAAUGGCAUUUCGGAUAAAUCGCCCAAAAUCUGUGAUGGUACCCCUUUGGAAUAUGCCAAAAAUUGACCCUGAAUAAAUCCACCCAAAUCGUUGCUUAAUGGACUCAAUCAUCGUUGGAGAAUAGUCUCAGGCCGAAUCCGUGAUCUGUAGCCUUCAAUAUCCAAAGAAAUGGGCUUUCGUCGCCCAAGAAAUUACGAAAAUGCCAUCCGAAAAUAAAUUGGCACAAAUCGAUGCUUAACGGACUUAUCAUCCGUGGAGAAUAGGAUCAAUAGACUUCAUUAUCGGUGGAGAAUAACCUCGGCCAGAUUCUGUUAUCUGUAGCCUCCAGAAUCGAAAGAAAAUGGCAUUUUGGAUAAAUCGCCCGAAAUUUGUGGUAGUACCCCUUUGGAAUCUGCCAAAAAUUGACCCCGAAUAAAUUCGCCCAAAUCGGUGCUUAAUGGACUCAAUCAUCGUUGGAGAAUAGCCUCAGGCCGAAUCGGUGAUCUGUAGCCUUCAAUAUCCAAAGAAAAUGGACUUUCGUCGCCCAAGAAAUUACAAAAAUGCAAUCCGAAAAUAAAUUGGCCCAAAUCGAUACUUAACGGACUUAUCAUCAAUGGAGAAUUGGAUCAAUAGACUUCAUUAUCGGUAGAGAAUAGCCUCGGCCUGAUUCCGUGAUCUGUAGCCUCCAGAAUCGAAAGAAAAUGGCAUUUCGGAUAAAUGGCCAGAAAUCUGUGAUGGUACCCUUUUGGAAUCUGCAAAAAAUUGACCUGGAAUAAAUCCGCCCAAAUCGGUGCUUAAUGGACACAAUCAUCGUUGGAGAAUAGCCUCAGGCCGAAUCCGUGAUCUGUAGCCUUCAAUAUCCAAAGAAAAUGGCCUUUCGUCGCCCAAGAAAUUACGAAAAUGCCAUCUGAAAAUAAAUUGGCCCAAAUCGAGGCUUAAAAGGAUUUAUCAUCCGUGGAGAAUAGGAUCAAUAGACUUCAUUAUCGGUGGAGAAUAGCCUCGGUCUGAUUCCGUAAUUUGUAGCCUCCAGAAUCGAAAGAAAAUGGCAUUUCGGAUAAAUCGCCUGAAAUCUGUGAUGGUACCCUUUUGGAAUCUGCCAAAAAUUGACCGGAAUAAAUCCGCCCAAAUCGGUGCUUAAUGGACUCAAUCAUCGUUGGGGAAUAGCCUCAGGCCGAAUCCGUGAUCUGUAGCCUUCAAUAUCCAAAGAAAAUGGCCUUUCGUCGCACAAAAAUUACAAAAAUGCCAUCCUAAAAUAAAUUGGCCCAAAUCGAUGCUUAACGGACUUAUCAUCCGUGGAGAAUAGGAUCAAUAGACUUCAUUAUCGGUGGUGAAUAGCCUCGGUCUGAUUUCGUAAUUUGUAGCCUCUAGAAUCGAAAGAAAAUAACAUUUCGGAUAAAUCGCCUGAAAUUUGUGAUGGUACCACUUUGGAAUUUGACAAAAAUUGACCGGAAUAAAUCCGCCCAAAUCGGUGCUUAGUGGACUCAAUCAUCGUUGGAGAAUAGCCUCAGGCCGAAUCCGUGAUCUGUAGCCUUCAAUAUCCAAAGAAAAUGGCCUUUCGUCGCCCAAGAAAUUACGAAAAUGCCAUCCGAAAAUAAAUUGGCCCAAAUCGAUGCUUAACGGACUUAUCAUCCGUGGAGAAUAGGAUCAAUAGACUUCAUUAUCGGUGGAUAAUAGCCUCGGCCUGAUUCCGUGAUCUGUAGCCUCCAGAAUCGAAAGAAAAUGGCAUUUCGGAUAAAUCGCCCAAAAUCUGUGAUGGUACCCCUUUGGAAUAUGCCAAAAAUUGACCCUGAAUAUAUCCACCCAAAUCGGUGCUUAAUGGACUCAAUCAUCGUUGGAGAAUAGUCUCAGGCCGAAUCCGUGAUCUGUAGCCUUCAAUAUCCAAAGAAAUGGGCUUUCGUCGCCCAAGGAAUUACGAAAAUGCCAUCCGAAAAUACAUUGGCCCAAAUCGAUGCUUAACGGACUUAUCAUCCGUGGAGAAUAGGAUCAAUAGACUUCAUUAUCAGUGGAGAAUAGCUCGGCCUGAUUCCGUGAUCUGUAGCCUCCAGAAUCGAAAGAAAAUGGCAUUUCGGAUAAAUUGCCCGAAAUCUGAGAUGUUAGCCUUUUGGAAUCUGCCAAAAAUUGACCCGGAAAACAUCCGCCCAAAUCGGUGCUUAAUGGACUCAAUCAUCGUUGCAGAUUUGCCUCAGGCCGAAUCCGUGAUCUGUAGCCUUCAAUAUCCAAAGAAAAUGGCCUUUCGUCGACCAAGAAAUUACGAAAAUGCCAUCCGAAAAUAAAUUGGCCCAAAUCGAUGCUUAACGGACUUAUCAUCCGUGGAGAAUAGGAUCAAUAGACUUCAUUAUCGGUGGAGAAUAGCCUCGGCCUGAUUCCGUGAUAUGUUGCCUCCCCAGAAUCGAAAGAAAAUGGCAUUUUGGAUAAAUCGCCCGAAAUCUGUGAAGGUUCCCCUUUGGAAUCUGCCAAAAAUUGACCGGGAAUAAAUCUGCCCAAACUGGUGCGUAAUAGACUCAAUCAUCGUUGGAGAAAUGCCCCAGGCCGAAUCCGUGAUCUGUAGCCUUCAAUAUCCAAUGAAAAUGGCCUUUCGUCGCCUAAGAAAUUACGGAAAUGCCAUCCGAAAAUAAAUUGGCCCAAAUCGAUGCUUAACGGACUUAUCAUCCGUGGAGAAUAGGAUCAACAGACUUCAUUAACGGUGAAGAAUAGCCUCGGCCUGAUUAUGUGAUCUGUGGCCUCCAGAAUCGAAAGAAAAUGGCAUUUCGGAUAAAUCACCAGAAAUCUGUAAUGAUACCCCUUUGGAAUCUGCCAAAAAUUGACCCCGAAUAAAUCCGCCCAAAUCGGUGCUUAAUGGACUCAAUCAUUGUUGGAGAAUAGCCUCAGGCCGAAUCCGUGAUCUGUAGCCUUCAAUAUCCAAAGAAAAUGGGCUUUCGUCGCCCAAGAAAUUACGAAAAUGCCAUCCGAAAAUAAAUUGGCACAAAUCGAUGCUUAACGGACUUAUCAUCCGUGGAGAAUAGGAUCAAUAGACUUCAUUAUCGGUGGAUAAUAGCCUCGGCCUGAUUCCGUGAUCUGUAGCCUCCAGAAUCGAAAGAAAAUGGCAUUUCGGAUAAAUCGCCCAAAAUCUGUGAUGGUACCCCUUUGGAAUAUGCCAAAAAUUGACCCUGAAUAAAUCCACCCAAAUCGUUGCUUAAUGGACUCAAUCAUCGUUGGAGAAUAGUCUCAGGCCGAAUCCGUGAUCUGUAGCCUUCAAUAUCCAAAGAAAAUGGGCUUUCGUCGCCCAAGAAAUUACGAAAAUGCCAUCCGAAAAUAAAUUGGCACAAAUCGAUGCUUAACGGACUUAUCAUCCGUGGAGAAUAGGAUCAAUAGACUUCAUUAUCGGUGGAGAAUAACCUUGGCCUGAUUCCGUUAUCUGUAGCCUCCAGAAUCGAAAGAAAAUGGCAUUUUGGAUAAAUCGCCUGAAAUUUGUGGUAGUACCCCUUUGGAAUCUGCCAAAAAUUGACCCCGAAUAAAUUCGCCCAAAUCUGUUUUUAAUGGACUCAAUCAUCGUUGGAGAAUAGCCUCAGGCCGAAUCCGUGAUCUGUAGCCUUCAAUAUCCAAAGAAAAUGGACUUUCGUCGCCCAAGAAAUUACAAAAAUGCAAUCUGAAAAUAAAUUGGCCCAAAUCGAUGCUUAACGGACUUAUCAUCAAUGGAGAAUUGGAUCAAUAGACUUCAUUAUCGGUAGAGAAUAGCCUCGGCCUGAUUCCGUGAUCUGUAGCCUCCAGAAUCGAAAGAAAAUGGCAUUUCGGAUAAAUGGCCAUAAAUCUGUGAUGGUACCCUUUUGGAAUCUGCAAAAAAUUGACCUGGAAUAAAUGCCCAAAUCGGUGCUUAAUAGACACAAUCAUCGUUGGAGAAUAGCCUCAGGCCAAAUCCGUGAUCUGUAGCCUUCAAUAUCCAAAGAAAAUGGCCUUUCGUCGCCCAAGAAAUUACGAAAAUGCCAUCUGAAAAUAAAUUGGCCCAAAUCGAGGCUUAAAAGGAUUUAUCAUCCGUGGAGAAUAGGAUCAAUAGACUUCAUUAUCGGUGGAGAAUAGUCUCGGCCUGAUUCCGUGAUCUGUAGCCUCCAGAAUCGAAAGAAAAUGGCAUUUCGAAUAAAUGGCACAAAAUCUG